GUCUGCUAAAACAGGGAGAGCACGCCCAACCCUUUUCGAUUACCUCGGCCCCCCAAGCGCUGCCGCCGCCGACCUAGCGCAGGGCUUGAGAGGUAUGGCGCCGACCGUUGACGACGGACGGCAGCCCCAAAAAGCAUCUUUUGGUACCAUCUUGUCCGAUCUGCAGGCAUGUAUCUUUGAGCCCGGUAUAAUCCUUUAUGGCUGGACUAGAGAUAUUGUUCUACUUCUUUUUAGUAGAGGAACAGGAACGGGAGAAGAAAUCGUCAGUGAUGCUGUCAAGUUAGCGGGAGCGGCAGAAACAGAAACUAGCUCUGUUGGUGAUGAAUAUGACGUAUGCUUGGACGAGGACGACUGUUACUACUACGACGAGGAUAUCGGCGGCUAUGUCACAGUCGACAACUUCCAUGACCUCGGUGACGACAUUGAUCGAAGUCGUCCACCACCGAGUUUCACAGUUCCUUAUUAUCAUGGAGAUGGCGAUAACAUAUGUAUGGAUAGCUACAAUGCUCGGUACAUGGUAGAGCUGCUGGCUGUGCGUCCUCGCUUCAGCUUCGUAGGCACCUUUGUUGCCUUUACCGAUUAUUCUGAAUGCUAUUCAUCUUCACAAAGAGGACAAGAUUCGAAGGGUUAUUUAAAGCUACAUUCAGAAGGCCAGGCCAUUAGUGACCAAUUCUCUAUUAGGAUUACUAUCCCAGAGAAUGGCAACAGGAUAACUGAUGUAGGAGUGUUCUCCUACACAGUGGACCCUUACACGUGCGACAUUGCUGUAACGCACACCAUCUCAACUCGACGCGGCAGGAAAAUGGACGUUACUUUUGUGCCGAUACACACUGCUACACAGGUCAAUGUGUACGUCACCCUUGAUCUCAUAUCUAGUGGCAGCAUCUACUAUGUCUAUGGUGGAAUUACUGCAUUCCACCAACUCUAUGGCGGCAAGGAUGUCAUUCUCUUUUCUCAUGGAAAAGAGGACAAAGCAAAGGUUAUAGAUGGCAAACUUCCACUGUCACGUAACUGGGCUGCUGUACCAAUAUACUUGAAGCCUCUCCUGACAAUCAAGAUGAACCUGUGCGUUACAUCUAAUCAAGAUCAUGAUGAUCAUGGUCGUACCAUCUCCUUCCAAGGUGAUAUUACCUUCUAUCGCGACGAUCCUGAAAAGACAAUCUGCACUGAAGACAAUGAUAAAGUUAAAGUGAAGAUUGCAUACCGGUAAUUGAUGUGUUAAGAUACAAGAGACAGAUCGUUGUAAACUGCGCAGCCCUUCAUGUGUUUUUUGUUUGGUUUGUGUAAACCUAUAAAUCUGAAACAUGGUGUGACACGUAGCUAAGAUAUAAGGUUACAUCUGCA
Molecule: messenger RNA, 1344 nt
Organism: Lolium perenne
Lineage: Eukaryota; Viridiplantae; Streptophyta; Magnoliopsida; Poales; Poaceae
Source: RefSeq, a predicted model, not a curated record